AUGGCUAAAGCAUGGACUCAAGGCGACCAAAACGAGUCAACGAAAAUCAAUAUAGAUCUUGAUUCUGAUGAUCUAGUAGAACCCACUUAUGAUCCAGAUCAACUUCAGAUGACGAACGUGACCAGAAUAGUGAGAAAAUUGCGUAAAGUUCCACGGGAUUUUCCGUUUGGCAGCGGUAUUGUAUUUUCUAAAAAUGUUCAUGUAGGAACUUCAGAAGCUGAACAAUUUGCUGCUCUUGAUCAUUAUAGGAAUACUAGGCGUCGUGAAGUUCGUGGUGAUCCUGAUCGUUAUUUAAAUCCUAGAUCUCGCGACAUUGCCGAUUUUACUCUUCGUUACCUUCAAAAUAAGUAUCAGGAAGUUACUGAUGAUGAUGAUCCUGAUGAUGAUGAUCCUGAUGAUGAAUUCAAUACUAAGCGUGGUGAAGUUACUGAUUAUCCUCCUCCUGAUCAUUAUUUUAAUCCAAGACGUCGCGAAGGUAGUGAUUAUCCUAAUCCUUAUAUUAAAACUACACGUCGUGAAGCUACUUAUUAUCUUCAUCCUCAUCGUUAUCUUAAUACUAAGCGACGUGAAGUUAUUAAUGAUAAUAAUCCUGAUCGUGAAUUUAAAACUAAGCGUCGUGAAGUUACUGAUGAUUCUGGUCCUGAUCGUCAUUUUAAUACUGAGGGUCGUGAAGAUCGUGAAGUUUGUGAUGAUAAUGAUCCUAAUCCUGACCCCGAUGCUGCUCCUGAUCGUCAUUUUAAUUCUGGUGAUGUAUGUCUUUGUGAGAAACACUAA
Molecule: messenger RNA, 774 nt
Organism: Adineta steineri
Lineage: Eukaryota; Metazoa; Rotifera; Eurotatoria; Adinetida; Adinetidae
Source: the annotation of a GenBank genome assembly